AUGGAGGCCAGUCACCCCUCCGCCGCUGACCCGACGCGUGAGAAUUCUACGCUACUCAAAAUCAUCCACUGGGACAAGUUGUUCGAAUCCGACAGCCCUCCCCGGUUGGGCAUUGAGGUCGGCAAGCGCAUACCAUACGCGGCAAUGUCAGCGUUCUCAACGGGAUUGGCACUGGGAUACUAUCACGGCAGCAAAAAGGCCGGCCUCGUGUUUCGGGCGGAAAAUGCGCAUCGCUUCCCGACUUCGUCAACAGGCUGGUUCCAAUAUCAUAAAACAAAGAACUACAUUGGUAUAGUUGGAGGUGCAAAAGAUGGAGCGAGAAUGGGAUUCAAGUUGGGUGCUGGUGCACUUGCCUUCUGUCUGUUUGAGGAGACAGUGGACUAUGCUCGGCACGACAAGAGAGACUUUUUAUCCACGGUCACUGCUGGGUUAUCUUUCUCUGGAAUCUACAGUUUGUUAGCUCGCCACGAUGUGUACACUGCCGCCCGCACAGCGAAACUUGGUUUGAAACUGAGCUUGGCAUAUGGACUUUUGCAAGACGGCCUUGAAACUUUGAAAGGAAACCACCCUAAAUAUCUCGAUUUCGUCAUGGGCGGCCGUCGAUUGAAACUUGAAAAAAACGAGAAUGAACGCUCCAUCUGA
Penicillium soppii is the source of this 642-nucleotide messenger RNA. RefSeq lists its product as uncharacterized. The transcript is spliced from 2 exons. The record is from RefSeq and is a predicted model, not a curated record. Lineage: Eukaryota; Fungi; Ascomycota; Eurotiomycetes; Eurotiales; Aspergillaceae. The coding region runs from base 1 to 642 and encodes 213 amino acids.